AAAUAUCUCUACUCGUGGAUAUAAAAAUUUAAAAAUUUCAUCUAAUUUCACAAGUAAAUUCGAUAUAUGCAUGAUCACAAAUAUAAAUUUUUUACUUUUGAAUUAUUGCGAAGAAUGGAAUCAAAAGAAGGCAAAGGGAACUUGGCCAUGGGUGGAUAGAACUGAUUCCAAAUGGAAAAAAGAAAAAAAAACAAUCAAUCUCCACAAAGUUUCUACAGCUAGUAUAGCCUUUUUAACUGCACCAUGUGCAACCGGGACUGCAUAAAACCUGCUCGAUCAGUAUCACUUUCAAUCAAAUAAAGCAUAUCAAUCCAGUAUAUGCGUCCGGAUCCAUUUGAUCAACAACAUUAGGGUUCGGAAGUAAUCCUGUAGGGCAUAGCCGCCAUCCAUCCAAAUGCAGUUUUCCCUCAUAAUUAACUUGCAUCUUAAUGCGGUGGAUAUGGAGAGAGAGACAGCAAAAUUACAUAUUCAAUUCCACUCUUACAUGAACCUCUAAAUAUUCUUUGCUUUUAAUGUUAGGAAUUAAACUCCUGAUAUCUUGCACUACGAGACACCAUCUGGAUCACACUAGCCCUAGUGUUACUUUAGAUAGAAAUGCAUGUGUCGGUGCACUCACUAGCUACCUCUGAUGCUCCAAAGUCGUUCCUGCCCGAGAAUAACUAACAAGGAAGAACGUACCAGCAGGGUUAUCUAAAUCUUUCACCAAUUUAUUGUGCACAUAAAGUGGGCAAGAAAGUAUAUAUAACACCUCCCAAACUCAAUACAUAAAUUCACAAAAACACUACUGCUACGUACUUCAGGUUAGAGAAUGAGCUGGAGUGGUGGAGACUGGAUUUGCAGUGCAUGCCAACAUCAGAAUUUCAGAAAAAGGGAGGCAUGCCAGCGAUGUGGGUACCCAAAGUUUCAUGGCCCUGAUCCGGCAGGGUGGACAAGGGUGUUGCCCGGAGACUGGUAUUGCACUGCCAUGAAUUGCGGAGCUCACAACUAUGCUAGCAGGCCAAGCUGCUAUAGAUGUGGUACAUCUAGAAAUGAGUAUGGAAGUAGUUGCGGAUCAGAAUCCACUUUCCCUCCGGGUUGGAAAUCCGGUGACUGGAUUUGCCCUAGAAUGGGAUGUGGAGAACAUAAUUAUGCUAGCAGGAAUGAGUGUUUCAGAUGCAAAGCACGAAGGGAUUUUGGUGAUGCAGUUCAGUGAUAUAGACAAUGCGGCAAUGUUGAUUUAGAUAUAAAUUAAUUUUCUCCUUCAGUUUUAAAGCUGAUUUUAGUUCCUACACAAGGACGCUUCUGUUUAGUUACAGUGUGAAAUGAAAAUAAUUCUCUUUCAGGAGGAUCAAGAUCAAAGUAUUUGCUUUGUCAAGAGUUUCCGGAUAUGUCAUAAUUACGCUGCGACUGCAGGCAUAAAAUCUUGAUGCUUAAUUGGAAAUGAAAAUUGUACUGUUCUUUUUCUUUUUAAGGAUGUAUUGGAGACUUAUUUCAUCAAUGAUAAAACCGUCCUUAAUAUA
Messenger RNA from Ricinus communis (castor bean), 1499 nucleotides. RefSeq names its product zinc finger Ran-binding domain-containing protein 2. Bases 809 to 1192 code for a protein of 127 amino acids. Gene Ontology annotation, molecular function: mRNA binding. The record is from RefSeq and is a predicted model, not a curated record. The transcript has 4 exons. Lineage: Eukaryota; Viridiplantae; Streptophyta; Magnoliopsida; Malpighiales; Euphorbiaceae. Gene Ontology annotation, cellular component: cytoplasm.